UUUAUAAAAUAUUGCUAUUUUACUAUGAGCCACUUGUAGGCCUAUAUAACACCGUUUUACCGAUUUUUCAGUUGGACAUACCAUGCAAAUUUUUCUCUGUGCGAAUUAUACAAGUGUGUUUGGAAAUAUGUCACCACAGCAAGACUCAUAUUGGCCAGAGGAGGAAACUUAACUCGAGAUACAUCCGGGAUGCCAUACGAACUUGAGAAAGAGAAUGGACCGGACACUCUCCUGGACAUGUGUGUCAGUUACUGCAUGAACAAUAUGACUAUCCUGAUCCAAGCUGGUGAGGAGUCUGGACCUUGGGAUAGCUCAUUUCAGAGGUUACGACCUGGCUUGAAUUUCCCCACAACCAUCAGUGAUAAUCUGUUCAACUACCUGACACGAAACGUGAGCGAGUCAUGGAACUCCCAAUGUCAGGACCUAAUACCUGUAUUCAGUGAUACAGAAAAAACGCCGCUGACAAAAGUCGUAAUUCGACAACAGCUGGACCUUUCUGAGCCAGGCUCACAGUCCCUGUUCCGCCAUCCUCUUAAUCACUUAGAACUGACAUGUUGUAGUUUCUGCGAUGUUUUCAGCUAUGAGAUAUUUCAGCUGAUCAAGAAACUAAGGAACUCUAUGAGAGCUUUGAAGCUAUGGGCUAAGCCCAACUGUCCGAGGUGUGGCAGUAUGUCUACCACAGAAAGUGUGAAUAAACUUACAAGGAACCACGAAUCCAGAGACAGUUUGGUACCACUAGUAUCAAGCAAUAUUGCAAACAUCCGCCUUCUAAGUAUUCAGAAUUUUAAACACCGAGAAUUUACAGAAACACCCACCAUGUUAAAUUCCCUGAUUGAGCCCCUCCAAAACUUGUGUCACCUAAAUCUGACCGGGUGUGGAAUCACAGAACAGGAUCUAGACUGCAUUGUUGCUCUGCCAAAGAUCACAUUCCUUGUCUUGUCAGGAAUUCAUUUUGACGAUAUACAUGAAGGAUUUGUGAAACUUGGAAAAGCUACCAAAUUAAAAUACCUCGACAUCUCUAGUAGUUCCCAGGAGCCUAAGAUAUACCCCAAUGCUGUGGAGAAUAUGACAGCUCUUCUACAACACUUGUCAUACCUCACCUCUCUGGAUAUCUCAGGCACCAAUCUUCCUGGUAACCGGCUGCAUGAAAGUGUAUCACACAGGCUAGAACCCAGCAGCAGGGAGGAAGGAGGCAU
Mizuhopecten yessoensis (Yesso scallop) is the source of this 1196-nucleotide messenger RNA. RefSeq names its product protein zer-1 homolog. Lineage: Eukaryota; Metazoa; Mollusca; Bivalvia; Pectinida; Pectinidae. The transcript has 3 exons. Gene Ontology annotation, cellular component: Cul2-RING ubiquitin ligase complex. The annotation marks the transcript as partial. The record is from RefSeq and is a predicted model, not a curated record.